AUGCUUGCUUUUGACGAAUAUGCCCGUUAUGGGCGGCAAAUGAUUCUCGAAGGCAUUGGCCUUGAAGGUCAAUUAAAGCUACAGGCUGCAUCGGUCGUUGUCGUUGGUGCAGGUGGUCUAGGUUGUCCUGCUCUCCAAUACCUAGCUGCUGCGGGGGUCGGCAGAAUCGGGAUCAUUGACCAUGACGUGGUGGAGCUCUCCAACCUUCAACGGCAAAUUCUUCAUGAUGAAUCCAAACUUGGGCUGGCAAAGGCAGAGUCAGCAUCACGAGCCUUGAGACAAAUCAACUCUCAAACCAAGUUGGAUGUGGUUUGCCAAGCUCUGACUCCAGACAAUGCUCUAGAAUUGCUCACUCCUUAUGAUGUGAUUCUUGAUUGCACUGACAAUGCCCCAACAAGAUAUCUUCUUUCGGACUCUGCGGUCACGCUAGGAAAACCGCUCGUUAGUGGAGCAGCACAAAAAUAUGAAGGUCAACUCUGCAUCUAUAAUCUCGGCGACAAUGGGCCCUGCUACCGUUGUUUAUUUCCUUCUCCACCAUCACCGAGUCUCGUGAACUCUUGUGAGGAAACUGGCAUUCUGGGGGCCGUCACUGGCUUGAUUGGAAAUCUGCAAGCUCUCGAAACAAUCAAGCUUGUUGUCGGCUUGCAUGACAAAACUGUCCACCUGCUUUUAUUCUCUGCAUUAGCAACACCGCCGUUCAGAACUAUCAAACUCCGCAGCCGAAAGCCAACAUGUCCAGCUUGUGGGACCGAAGCACAGAAAAUGGGUGAAAUUAGAUCCAUUGACUAUGUCCAAUUCUGCGGAGGUCCUCGCCCUGACUGGGAAAGUCUCGGACUUUCUCGUGGGGAACCAAACCAACGAAUAUCUGCCCUUGAGCUGCGCAAAACUUGGGACGAACAUCCGAACCUAACCAUUCUCGAUGUCCGCCCGUCUAUCGAAUUUGGUAUAUGCGCCCUCCCAGGAUCCAUCAAUGUCCCUUUACGAGAUCUAGUAGCAAACCCUCGCAUGCAUGUUUCCGCACUGGCAGACCGUGACAUCUAUGUCAUCUGUAGACUAGGCAAUGACUCUCAGAUUGCCGCACAGAGCGUUAGAGAAAUCACCCAGAGCAUCGUAGUGAAAGACGUUGUCGGUGGACUGCGAGCAUGGACGCGUUUUGUAGACCCCACUUUCCCAGAAUCAGCGGAAUCAAUGUGGUUUUGCCGUCUGCAACCACAAAAGACUUUGCGGUUCACUCCAUUGCUCGUCCCUCGAACACGAUUCUUACAGGAACCUGGCCGCAGAGCUCUUCAGCACCUGUCAUCUCCAAAGAAAGAAAUUCCAAGUCGACUGGAGCAACGGCAAACCGACUGGAAGAUUGUGAAAAGCCUCGUGAAGCAUGUGUGGCCAAAGAAUGACUGGCAGACAAAGGGCACCGUCGUCUUCGGGUUCGGACUCCUCUUCUCUUCCAAGAUUCUAAACGUCCAAGUGCCAUACAUCUUCAAGAAUGUUAUCGACUCGUUAAACUUGGACGUUACUGCCACCUCAACUGUGUGGACCGUCGUUGGAAGUCUUGUUCUUGGAUACGGAGCUGCGAGGAUUGGAUCAACCGUAUUUUCCGAGCUGCUCAACGCCGUCUUUGCCAACAUUGGUCAAAGCGCAAUCAGAAAAGUCGCGAGAGAAACAUUCGAACAUUUGUUGAGCCUCGACCUACGUUUCCACCUUUCACGACAAACUGGCGGAUUGACGAGGGCUAUUGACCGAGGAACCAAAGGGAUCACGUUUCUCUUGCAAGCAAUUCUAUUCCGUAUUGUCCCGACCGCCCUAGAAAUAUCUCUUGUCUGUGGCAUUCUGACAUAUAAAUUCGGUUGGGAUUUUGCUGCACUUACGGUCACUACUCUUGCCGCCUAUACCUGGUUUACUAUUCGGACUACGUCGUGGAGGACUCGUUUCCGUCGGGAGGCUAAUCAAGCAGAUAACAAAGCUGCUUCCUCAGCCGUCGAUUCGUUGAUGAACUUUGAGGCUGUCAAGCACUUUAACAAUGAGUCAUAUGAGAUUGCGCAGUAUGACAAGCACUUGAGGGAGUAUGAACAGUCCUCGAUCAAGAUAACCACCUCGUUGGCUUUCCUCAACUCUGGACAGGCGGUUAUCUUCUCAAGUGCACUUACGGGUGCCAUGUUGAUGGCUGCACAAGGGGUUGCCAACGGAACAAUGAGCGUUGGCGAGCUGGUCAUGAUAAAUCAGCUCAUAUUUCAGCUGUCUCUACCUUUGAACUUUCUGGGCACAAUUUAUCGUGAAAUGCGGCAAAAUCUUCUUGACAUGGAAGUUCUGUUCAGGAUUCGUGACGAGAAUUCGCCAUUGAUUGACAGGCCAGGAGCUCGUGCCCUUGAUUUGACUCGAGGCUCCAUUCGAUUCGACCAUGUCAAUUUUUCGUAUCACCCCGACCGGCCCAUUUUCCGAAACCUAUCUUUCACUAUUCCCGGGGGUCAGAAGGUUGCCAUCGUUGGCCCGUCCGGUUGCGGCAAAUCCACCAUUCUUCGUCUGCUGUUUCGUUUCUAUGAACCCGAGUCAGGCAAGAUCUCUAUUGACGAUCAAGACAUACGCAAAGUUCAGAUCGAGAGCCUACGUCGCUCGAUUGGUGUAGUUCCACAGGAGACACCACUUUUUCACUCGGAUGUCAUGCACAAUGUGCGAUAUGGUCGUUUGGACGCGACUGAUGAACAGGUCAUUGAGGCAGCACGCAAAGCAAAUGUCCAUGAUACAAUUUUGCGCUUACCUCAAGGUUAUAGUACCAAAGUUGGUGAACGGGGCUUGAUGAUCAGUGGGGGAGAAAAGCAGCGAUUAGCCGUUGCCAGAGUGCUUCUCAAGGAUCCCCCAAUUCUCUUCUUCGAUGAAGCGACGUCCGCUCUUGACGCUCACACUGAGUCCGAAUUGAUGCGAAACAUCAACAAUAUUCUCCGGGACCAGGGUAGGACCAGUAUAUUCAUUGCUCACCGAUUGCGGACUGUGGUUGAAGCAGACUUGAUAAUUGUUCUGAAGGAGGGGCAAGUGGCUGAGCAGGGUACGCACGAGCAGCUCCUGCGCAAAGGGGGGCUAUAUCAGUCGAUGUGGGUAGAACAAGCUCUUGCUGAAGUUGAUGACAACUUGAAUUAA
Molecule: messenger RNA, 3129 nt
Organism: Mycena indigotica
Lineage: Eukaryota; Fungi; Basidiomycota; Agaricomycetes; Agaricales; Mycenaceae
Exons: 17
Coding region: 1-3129 (1042 amino acids)
Biological process (GO): transmembrane transport; tRNA wobble position uridine thiolation; intracellular iron ion homeostasis
Cellular component (GO): cytosol; mitochondrial inner membrane
Molecular function (GO): sulfurtransferase activity; adenylyltransferase activity; ubiquitin-like modifier activating enzyme activity
Source: RefSeq, a predicted model, not a curated record